Arabis nemorensis is the source of this 1488-nucleotide messenger RNA. The record is from the annotation of a GenBank genome assembly. NCBI's taxonomy places the organism in Eukaryota, Viridiplantae, Streptophyta, Magnoliopsida, Brassicales, Brassicaceae.
AUGGAAUCCAACUGUCUUCAAUUUCUUGAGAACAAGACUAUUUUCAUCACUGGUGCUCCUGGCUUUCUUGCCAAAGUUUUGGUUGAGAAAAUUCUGAGGUUGCAACCAAAUGUGAAGAAAAUGUACCUUCUGUUGAGAGCUUCCGACGAUAAAUCAGCCAUGCAGCGCCUACGUAGUGAGGUAUUUGAGAUAGACCUUUUCAAGGUGUUGAGGAAAGAUCUAGGUGAAGAAAAUCUGAAUGGUUUGGUACGUGAAAAGAUCACGCCGGUUCCGGGGGAUAUAUCGGUCGAAAAUAUGGGAGUAAAGGACUUUGAUCUCUUACAACGUAUGUGGAGUGAGAUUGAUAUCAUUAUCAAUAUCGCAGCCACGACGAAUUUCGAUGAAAGAUAUGAUAUUGGUCUUUGCAUCAAUACAUUUGGAGUUCUCAAUGUUCUCAACUUUGCCAAAAAGUGUGUUAAACGGCAAUUGCUUCUCCAUGUCUCAACUGCAUAUGUUUGCGGAGAAAAAUCGGGAUUAUUACUAGAGAAACCAUUCAAGAUGGGGGAGACUCUCAGCGAAAAUAAGCAAGUACUAGAUAUCAAUGCAGAACUCGAACUGAUGAAACAGAAAUUGAAGGAGCUCGAACAUCAAGAUUGUUCUGAAGAAGAGAUCUCACAGUCAAUGAAAGAUCUUGGAAUGACAAGGGCAAAACUUCAUGGAUGGCCAAAUACAUAUGUAUUUACCAAAGCAAUGGGGGAGAUGCUAAUGGGGAACUAUAGAGAAAAUUUGCCACUUGUUAUCAUACGUCCAACAAUGAUUACUAGUACUCUUGCUGAACCAUUUCCCGGUUGGAUCGAAGGAUUGAGAACUAUAGAUAGUGUGAUUUUUGCAUAUGGUAAAGGACGGCUUAAAUGUUUUCUUGCGGAUUCAAACUCAGUCUUUGACCUUAUACCGGCAGACAUGGUGGUGAACGCGAUGAUUGCAGCCGCGACAGCUCAUUCGGGAGAUACCGGGAUUCAGGCAAUAUACCAUGUCGGUUCUUCUUGUCAGAAUCCGGUCACGUUUGGACAACUUCACGAUAUCAAUGCUCGUUACUUCACUAAAAGACCUUUGGUUGGUCGCAAUGGUUCACCAAUCAUAGUAUCUAAAGGAACCAUUUUGUCCACUAUGGCUCAAUUCAGCCUCUACAUGACCCUUCGUUAUAAGCUACCUCUACAGAUACUUCGGUUGAUUAAUAUAAUUUACCCAUGGAGUAAUUACGGAGAUAAUUACAAUGACCUCAGCCGCAAGAUCAAGCUAGCUAUGCGACUAGUUGAGCUUUACCAGCCUUACUUACUCUUCAAGGGCAUAUUUGACGAUUUAAAUACCGAAAGGUUGCGAAUGAGAAGAAAGGAGAACAUCAAAGAGUUAGGUGGAUCGUUCGAGUUCGAUCCCAAGUCCAUUGAUUGGGACGAUUAUAUGUCAAACACACACAUUCCUGGCCUCAUCACUUAUGUGCUUAAACAAUAA